Molecule: messenger RNA, 3378 nt
Organism: Haliotis rufescens (red abalone)
Lineage: Eukaryota; Metazoa; Mollusca; Gastropoda; Lepetellida; Haliotidae
Product: U-scoloptoxin(11)-Ssd2a-like
Exons: 4
Coding region: 379-1071 (230 amino acids)
Source: RefSeq, a predicted model, not a curated record
UAUUUAAUGAGAACAAAGGGACGUGCCGAUAUUUCAAGGAUCAUAACACCCGCAGUGCAUUUGUCAGAGAUAAUGUCUUCUGACUGGUCGCUUCUAUUCUUGUGUUUGGUUUGAUGUUACUUGGGCUGUCAGAAAUAAAUGUGUCCCCUGCUUGCAUGCUAACACGUUGAGUUGCGAGCAGAAGGAAUGGUGGAUAUCGAUGUUCUCCACAGGAACGCAUCGGCGAGGAAUGUUCACUGAAGUCAUUCUCACAGAAGGUCCUUCGCACAUGUAUUGAUUUUCCUCAGCUCUGCAAUAAUUUCACACUCAGUUCUCGUCGCAGCUUUGAGAUUCACAUUUUGCAUAAAUUGACCGGAUCAACUGGGUGCUUGUGGCAAGAUGGAAACGAAAACGGACAUGUUGUGGCUUCUGCAUUUGGCCGCCAUGCUGCUACUUACAACAGUAAGAUGUGAUGAAGAGGAGGAGUCACCAAAAGGCAGUGAUAUCUGUGGGGGACGACGGCAUGUUUGUACUACGCUGAUGAAGUACCCAGAUGGUUAUGUUGCUAACGAGGGCCCCUAUUGCACCUGUAGCGACGGCAACUGUGGGUCGGCGUGGAGUGACAACGACGACAGAGCACUUACCUGGCAGCAUUACGAGAGAGGUCACUGGAAGGUCCAGUACCGGUUCUGCCAAUCGCUGAUAUCUGAAGAUAAACUGCGUGAGUGUGAGAGUGGAGAACUGUCUACUGUAGUGGAGACAGAGGUGACGUCUUGGAAACCAUACAUGCUCCCAAUGAGGUGCCGCUGUAGACAUGACCUAUAUCACAUGACAGGAUGGAAAAGAGACGGCAACGUGUGGAAGUACUCGUACAAGUGUGAUAAGCCUGAGUGCAAGGAGAACGGUGGUGUGUGCGCAACGAUAUUUAUGGAUCUAAACAAAAAGACGGACAUAGUAAAAGAGGUGAAAUUCAAAUGUGCAUGUCCACCGGGACAUUUAUGUCCCGCGAAGAUUAGGGAUGAAAGCAAGGAGACAGAGGCACAAAAGGAGGUGAAGUGUCAACCGAUAAAACAGUCUCACAACAAGAUCUAACCCGUGUAUGGGCGCUCUCUGUCCCCGACCACCCUCACACUGUCGUCUUGCUACUGCACAUUAGUAUGGGGGAUGCUCGAUGAUACAGCGCAGAGGAGAGCUUCAAAUUACACUGAACUAGGCGUAUCUGUUAUAUAUUUGCUGUCCUGUAUAUCUUUAUAUCUGCACCGCACACUGCACUGUGUUUAUCUUUUGUACUUCUCAUUGAUAUAAUAUUCUCUCAGAAUCAGUCAUGUGUUUCUGCGUAUAUGUACUCGAAUGUAUGAUGGACAGUAAUUAUUACCAAGAACUCUCAUUAGAUAUUUUAAAAGAUGAAUCUCGUUACAGAAAUCUUUCAGACAGUUCGGAGAAAUCAGUAUUACUUAAUCUUAAAAGAUUAGUAUAUUCACAUUCUCAAUGCCUGACUAAAAACGAAGAGGAUUAUUUAUUUAAUUUUGAAUCGUAAGAAAGUUAUUUUUAAGGCCCCCUAAAGUUCAUAAGAGCUUACAGAUCCAAGAAUAAUGACGAGCAUUGAAUUCUGCUUAUGUCAAAAUAUCCCCCGUAAAUUAUUUAAAAUUACGGAUAAUAAUUGCGGGACCCAAAUGUCCCACACACAGAAUCAGUGACCUUAUGGAUAAAGUGUUAAAACCCAUAACUAAACAUGUCAAGAGCUACAUAAAAGAUACCACUGAUUUUCUGAACCAACUUCCCGCCUCAGUCGAAAAUGGUACAAAGUUAGUCAGUUUUGAUGUAGUUAGUUUAUAUUCAAACAUUCCCCAUGAUCUCGGCAUAGAAGCUAUUGAAUACUAGAUAAAUAAGCACUGUUCGGGGAUCCGAGAAGAAAUUACCUCUGAAUUCCUUAUCCAUAGUACUAAGUUAAUUCUCAACAAUAAUAAUUUUAAUUUGAUGGUUCUCAUUACAAACAAGUUAAAGGCACAGCAAUUGGUACAAAAAUGGCCCUUCUUAUGCAACUCUUGUACUUGGUUAUUUGGAGGAAAAACUGUACUAAAAAUUGAUAAAAAAUUAGGCAUUCAAAUUGGACAGGGAUUCCUAGAUAAAUGGAACAGAUUUUUAGAUGAACCGGAAUGGAGACGAUCUACAGUGUUUGAUAUUUUUAACAGACACUCCAUCCAAGUUUUAUCUUUAUCUUUAGAGAUGAGAACAAAUGAUGAUAACAAUCAAUCGUUUCUAGAUGUUAUGGUUAUAAUUUCAAACAAUAAUAUUAAAACAGAUGCAUAUUGCAAACCAAUCGAUUACAAACAAUACCUCAAUUACAAUUUCUGUCACCCCCGUCAUACUAAAAACAGUGUCCCUUACUCGUUAGCACGUAGAAUCUGCGCUAUAGUAUCUAAUUCAGAUCGUGCACAAUAUAGACUCGAUGAACCGAGGGAGUCACUAUUAGAAAGAAACUACCCUAGAAAAAUUGUAAAAGACGCAAUAAACAAGGCUAAAUCACAAAACCGUUGUGAUCUUUUAAAACCUAAAGAUAAAACUAACGAGAGUGUUCUCCCUUUUGUUUACAACCUUUAAUCCCCCAAACCCGGAAAUAUUUGGAAGUGUUCGGGAGACACUGUAUUCUUUACAUAAAUGUAAAGGACUAAAACAAACAAAAAAUGUCACAAAGUAAGCUUUUAAAGUAAAAGACAGAGCCAAAUUAUGAAACCGAUUCUUACUAGGGCUUCUUUCUAAAAAGGAAAACAAGAAUGUAAAACAGUACAAAAAGUGUAUCAGACCUAAUUGUGGCACUUGCCCUCAUGUUUUACAAUGUUGUUCUUUUACAUUCUUUUAAAACUUUCUAUGUCCGUGAAAAUAUGAACUGUGCUUCGAAAAACUUGGUUUAUGUCAUACAAGGUGCUGGAUGCUAAGCCAAAUACAUUGGACAGACAGGGGACACCCUAAGAGCGAGAGUGAGGGUCCACCGACAACAAAUACGGGACCCCUCUUGCCGGUGUAUCCCACUCAGUCAACACAUUGAUCAAUGUGCCUGGAAUAAUUUUUUUGUUUUGCUUGUGAUAUGCCCGUUUUACAAAUGUGACAAUGAUGCACUGAGAAAGAUAAAAGAAAGUUAUUGUAUUAAUACUUUCAAACCAAAAUUAAAUGGCCUGAAAUAAUUGAAUUAUUUUAUACAAUUACUGUACAUUUUACUGCCACUACAAUACUUAUUUACCCUAUCGCCCUACGCCUGUCUUAUUGUGACGUCACAAAGUUAGAUUGCACUAUGACGUCAUACUAUGUUAGAGUGCACUGUGACGUCAAAACAACGUAACAGCAUAACUGUACUCUUGAAAAUCACAUCCGUGAAACCGGUUGAGUAAAUUAUACAGCUCA